GAUGGCAGCAUUUUUACAAUGGAGGAAAUUUACAUUUUUUGACAAAGAAACAGUCAAGGAUCCUUUGGAUAGUGGGAAAACAUUUGUUCUUCCAAAUGGAAUAUCGGCUUGCGACUCCGGACGUGGCCAUAUUGUUCUUGGGGAUAUCCUUUAGCUGUUAGCCUGCUCAGCUAAUGUUAUGCUUGGUUAGCUGUUUAAUCGUAACUCGGCAGCGAAAAUGAAACGAGUUGCGGUGCACCUUCCACGAUGCAUAUUCAUAUCGCUAUCAAAGCAAAGUGACAAGCCAAAGUUAUUUCAUAUGUCGUACCAAUUAGACAAAAUCUGACCAAGUGGUGGACUUAUUUGGGUGUGUCACCUUUCCUUUUCUACGCAGAAAAAUCCUUCAGUAGCUCUUCACCCUAGACUAAAUUUACAGAGCUGCUUGCCGAAUGUUUCGUCUACAUACAAUGCUUUUGAACAGUUUUUCAUGCAAAAUACAUACUGGGUUUAUUAUAAUUGAUCAGCAUGUCAUUAUAUAAUACGGUGUGUUGGUAUGAUUUUUCUCCUUUUUCUCUAUUUGUAUGGCUACUGAUGUGGAAUAAUUGGAUUCUAUGGGUCAUUUCAAUAUAAUUUGAUCAAUAACGGUAAAGACAUGGUGCACUGAAUUUCCUUUUGAAAAUAAAUUUUACAGAUGAGUAUUUGAAUUAUUGGCAAUUGUUAUCCAUCAAAAGGUCAUUAAAAAAAAUUCGAAAAUACUAUUUCUUAAAUUUUUAAUACCAACAUUUUUUUACUGUGAGUGGUCCAAAAUAAAAUUACAUGAUUUUAAACAUGUUUUCUGAAGGAUACAUUUUGGGAUGUAUAGGAUUUUGUUCCCUCUAUUGCCUAAUAUACCUUUUCCAUGACAAUUAACACAAAUGCAUCUUAGUGUCUUGAGAGUUCCUUUUUUUGGGUUGUUUUACAAACUCUCCUUAACCCUUAAUGCCACUUGAGAGCGCCUCCUUAUGUUGUUGCAAUACACCAGAGGGAUCUGUGACCUGAGGCAAAACAUUUUGCAUUCAUGCAAUAGGAGACUGCAAAAUGAAUGGUGUUAUUUCUGAGAUAUGAAUGAAUUUUUGUCAGAACUAUUGCAUGUCUUUCCCAAUAUUAUGAUUAUAUAAAGACAAGAGUAAUGAGUAUUUAGCAUCAGAUAUUCACUUCAUUCAUACAAAUCAGUCGCCUUUUGGCGAAAUUCGCCGUUUUGAACUCAUAAUAGGCCAUUUACGUAAUUCGUAUCGAUCUGAUGAGUUUUUCUGCGGAGUGUCGCCGUAGGCUGUUUUGUACUCCUAGAACACUGACAGCUAGAUCCAUUCCACACAUCCACCAUCCACACACAGAUGUAAUUGUGAAUAUUACUCCGUGGCGGACUAAUGUGCGAGCGCGUUGGCCUGAGGUUCCGCCUAUGUUCUCUGGACCUGCUUUGGACAGGAGUUGACGAGACCAGAAAAAAACACUUCUGCCGCUUCUACUGUUAACCCAUAUUACAUAUAAGUGGCAACAUCUGGCUUUUGAUGCGGCUCUUGCAGCUGACAACCUUUCAGGCUUAUAAAUUACGAGUAAUGCAUAUCUACCAACUGAAACAACACAGUAUUCUUGUAACAGUGGGACAGGAUGAACAUGGAAUCAACCCUCUAGUAAAGGUCUGGAACUUGGACAAAAGAGACAGUGGAAGUCCCCUCUGCACAAGAAUUUUCCCUGCAAUUCCAGGCAACAAACCAGCGGAGGUUUCUUGCCUGAGUGUACACGAGAACCUCAACUUUAUGGCUAUUGGCUUCACAGAUGGCAGUGUGGUUCUGACCAAAGGUGACAUAACUCGGGAUCGUCACAGUAAAACUCUUAUUCUGCAUGAGGGAACCAGCCCAGUCACAGGCCUCGCCUUCCGUCAAGUUGCUAAGGUCAUACAUCUGUAUGUUGCCACUCUUGAGAAAGUCCAUUGCUACAGCCUGUCUGUCAAAGAGUAUCCAAAAGUAGAGCUGGAUACGCAUGGGUGUGCUCUUCGCUGCUCAUCCCUUACAGAUCCCUCACAAGAUUCUCAGUUUAUUGUGGCUGGUGAUGAAUGUGUGUAUCUGUAUCAGCCUGACGAACGAGGUCCCUGCUUUGCCUUUGAUGGAACCAAGCUUUUGGCCCGCUGGCAUCGUGGAUAUCUUUUCUUAAUUAUUUGGAAUACAAAGACGAGGUUUGGUAGCAGGGAAAGCUGUCCAUCAGACAAACAGCUUCUGACCAUCUACGACUUGGACAACAAAUUCAUUGCAUAUAGUGCCCAAUUUGAUGAUGUCAUUGAUGUUGUGGCUGAGUGGGGCUCCUUCUACGUCCUCACCAGAGAUGGGAAAAUUUAUGUUCUUCAGGAGAAGGACACGCAGACCAAGCUGGAAAUGCUGUUUAAGAAGAAUUUAUUUGUUAUGGCCAUAAACUUGGCUAAAAGCCAGCAUCUAGACAGUGAUGGAUUAUCAGAGAUCUUCAGACAGUAUGGUGAUCACCUCUACCUUAAGGGAGACCAUGAUGGUGCCAUUCAGCAGUACAUUCGCACGAUUGGAAAACUUGAGCCAUCGUAUGUCAUUAGGAAAUUUCUGGAUGCACAGAGGAUCCAUAACCUUACAGCAUUUCUACAAGCAUUGCACAGGCAGUCACUUGCCAAUGCAGACCACACCACACUGUUGCUCAACUGUUAUACUAAACUGAAGGACAGUUUGAAGCUGGAAGAGUUCAUUAAGAGCAGUGAAAGCGAGGUUCACUUUGAUGUUGAGAUUGCCAUUAAGGUUCUUCGACAGGCCGGCUACCACAGACAUGCUGUUUUCUUGGCAGAGAGGCAUAUGCACCAUGAGUGGUAUUUAAAAAUUCAGCUGGAGGAUCUCAAGAACUAUGAGGAAGGCUUACGCUACAUUGGACGCCUACCUUUUGAACAAGCUGAAAGCAACAUGAAGCGUUACGGCAAGACAUUAAUGCAUCAUAUUCCUGAAGGUACAACGCUGCUUUUGAAGGGCUUAUGCACCAACUACCACCCAAGUGGGGACACUGCUGAAACUGACAGCCACUUGGAGAGGAGCCUGCUCAACAAGGCCAACUCUGAGGAAUUCAUUCCAAUUUUUGCCAACAACCCCUGGGAACUCAAAGCCUACCUAGAGCACAUGAUUGAGGUGGAUCCCAAUUCUCCUCAAGGUGUUUAUGACACACUGCUUGAGCUCCGUUUGCAAGACUGGGCACAUGAACAGGAUCCUGAGAGAAAAAAGAUCCUGCAGGGUGAAGCUUUGUCACUCCUUAGAAGUGACAAUACUGUGUUUGAUAAAGCCCUGGUCCUCUGUCAAAUGCACAAUUUUAAAGAGGGUGUCCUUUACCUGUAUGAGAAGGGCAAACUGUACCAACAGAUUAUGCACUACCACAUGCAGAAUGAGGUGUAUGAUAAAGUGGUUGAAGCUUGUAAACGUUAUGGAGACCAGGAAGGUUGCCUGUGGGAACAAGCCUUGGGUUACUUUGCCAGAAAAGAAGAAGACUGCAAGGCCUACAUCAGUGAGGUCUUGGGUCAUAUUGACCAAAACAACCUGAUGCCCCCUUUACUUGUAGUCCAGACGCUGGCACACAACUCGACAGCAACCCUAUCUGUUAUCAGAGACUAUCUGAUCAACAAGCUGCAAAGGGAGAGCCAACAGAUUGAGGACGACGAACAUAAAAUAAGCCAAUAUCGUGAGGAAACUGCUCACCUCCGCUCUGAGAUCCAGGAGCUCAAGACAAGCGCCAAGAUAUUCCAGAAAACCAAGUGUAACAUGUGCAACAGUCCUCUGGAGCUCCCAUCCGUUCAUUUCCUGUGUAGCCACUCCUUUCACCAACACUGCUUCGAAAGUUAUGCUGACAACGAGGCUGAGUGCCCUACGUGUGCUCCAGAGAACCGCAAAGUAAUGGAUAUGCUACGUGCCCAGGACCAGAAGCGGGACCUCCAUGACCACUUUAAUAGACAGUUACAGAGCGCUCAUGAUGGAUUCUCUGUUGUGGCUGACUACUUUGGCCGAGGAGUUUUUAACAAACUCACUCUUCUUACGGACCCUCCUGGCAGCAAACCUGUUGGGAAUCUAGAAAUGAAUUUGCAGAGGGACCUUCUCAUCCGCACCAAGAGGAACAGCUAAAAAAAUAAACCUAUUUCUCACCUGAA
This is a messenger RNA of Phyllopteryx taeniolatus (common seadragon), 4156 nucleotides long. RefSeq names its product VPS11 core subunit of CORVET and HOPS complexes (gene vps11). Gene Ontology annotation, biological process: intracellular protein transport; organelle fusion; vesicle-mediated transport. NCBI's taxonomy places the organism in Eukaryota, Metazoa, Chordata, Actinopteri, Syngnathiformes, Syngnathidae. Gene Ontology annotation, molecular function: protein binding; protein-macromolecule adaptor activity. Gene Ontology annotation, cellular component: endosome; HOPS complex. The transcript has 16 exons. The record is from RefSeq and is a predicted model, not a curated record. The coding region runs from base 1527 to 4130 and encodes 867 amino acids.